AUGUCGGAAGACGUUAAGACCAAGGUUGGCCACGGCGUAGCCAAGGCCUUAGGCAUCAAAGUUGCCUACCGCGACCCCCUCGGAGCCACGUCCGACCCUGUCACCAGAGGUGAAUCGACUUUCUCGGUGGGAACGAUGGACACCUACUCCUACCUGGAGCCCGAACCUACCAGUUUCGAAUGGCUGAAAGAGCUGUGGCCUUCUUGGGCACAAUUUGCUAGUUAUAUCUACAGCCUGUUCCCAUUUCUUUCCUGGAUCACGCGGUAUAAUCUGCAGUGGUUAAUUGGAGAUCUGACUGCCGGCAUUACGGUCGGUGCUGUGGUUGUCCCGCAGGGUAUGGCGUAUGCCAAACUUGCAGAACUCGAAGUUCAAUUCGGUCUUUACUCGUCUUUCAUGGGUGUCUUGAUCUAUUGGUUCUUCGCCACGUCCAAGGAUAUCACCAUUGGUCCGGUCGCUGUGAUGUCCACGCUAGUCGGAGAGGUGGUUAUCGAAGCCCAGAAGAUAGACCCCGACAUCCCGGCGCAUUAUAUUGCAUCUGCCAUGGCCAUCAUUUGCGGUGGUAUCGUUUGCUUCAUGGGAUUGGCUCGUCUGGGAUUCAUCGUCGACUUUAUUCCCCUCCCCGCCAUCUCGGCCUUCAUGACCGGAUCCGCCAUCAACAUCUGUGCUGGCCAGGUCAAGGACAUGCUUGGCGAGUCGGCCGACUUUUCCACCAGAGGCGCGACUUACAUGGUUAUCAUCAACACCUUGAAGAAUCUUCCCUCGGCCGGUAUUGAUGCCGCCAUGGGUGUUAGUGCUUUGGCUAUGCUCUACAUUAUUCGCUCGGGUUGCAACUACGGUGCCAAGCGAUUCCCUCACCGCGCUAAGAUUUGGUUUUUCGCGUCCACCUUGCGGACGGUGUUUGUGAUCCUCUUUUACACCAUGAUCAGUGCCGCCGUGAAUUUGCAUCGCAGGGAUGAUCCGAUGUUCAAGCUUCUGGGCACCGUUCCUCGUGGUUUCCAAAACGCCGGUGUCCCCGUCGUGAACGCCCGGAUCAUCAAGACUUUUGCAAGCCAGCUUCCUGCGUCGGUCAUCGUUUUGCUCAUCGAGCACAUCGCCAUCUCGAAGUCCUUUGGCCGAGUCAACAACUACACCAUCGACCCCUCUCAGGAACUGGUAGCUAUUGGCGUGUCGAACCUCCUCGGGCCAUUCCUUGGUGGGUACCCGGCCACCGGAUCCUUCUCUCGGACUGCCAUCAAGUCUAAGGCCGGAGUCCGAACGCCACUUGCCGGUGUCAUUACCGCCGUCGUUGUUCUGCUCGCCAUCUAUGCCCUCCCGGCGAUGUUCUUUUACAUUCCUAAAGCCUCUCUCUCCGGUGUCAUCAUCCACGCCGUCGGUGACCUUAUUACUCCCCCGAACACCGUGUACCAAUUCUGGCGUGUUUCCCCGCUGGAUGCGAUCAUCUUCUUUAUCGGCGUCAUCGUGACCGUCUUUACGACCAUCGAGAUUGGCAUCUACUGCACGGUCUCGAUUGCCGCCGCCGUUCUUCUCUUCCGUGUGGCCAAGGCCCGUGGCCAGUUCCUUGGCCGCGUCACUAUCCACUCGGUGGUCGGCGACCACCUGUUGCAGGGUGAUGGAAAGUACGGCUCUCCGAAUGCGCCCAACGCCUCAACCCACGACGACGUAUCCCAGCGAAGCAUUUUCCUUCCGAUCAACCACACCGACGGGUCGAACCCCGAUGUCGAGGUGGAGCAGCCUUACCCGGGUAUCUUCAUCUAUCGGUUCUCGGAAGGAUUCAAUUACCCGAAUGCCAACCACUAUACCGACUAUCUCGUCGAUACCAUUUUCAAGCAGACUCGUCGCACCAACCCCUUCGCCUACGGCUCGCCCGGGGAUCGACCCUGGAACAACCCGGGCCCGCGCAAAGGAAAGUCCGAGCCCGACCGUUCGCACUUGCCCACUCUCCGCGCUGUCAUUCUCGAUUUCUCCUCUGUCAAUAAUGUGGACGUGACUUCGGUACAGAACCUCAUCGACGUCCGCAACCAGCUUGACCUCUACGCUUCCCCGCAGCCCGUGCAGUGGCACUUCGCUCACAUCAACAACCGCUGGACCAAGCGAGCCCUCGCAGCUGCCGGCUUCGGCUUCCCGACCCCGACUUCCGAAGACGGAUUCCACCGAUGGAAGCCGAUCUUCAGCGUGACCGAGAUCGAAGGAAGCUCGUCUGCCGCGGCCCAUGCAGAGAUGAUGACCAACGAGCACGCCUAUCAGGCCAGCCACAAGACCGGAGAUCUUGAGAAUGGCCUCAAGCACGAUCACCACACAACCGAGCGCGAGACUUACGGAAUCGAAGUGUCUUCCGACGGCAGCAGUGCCCAGGAUGACAAGCUGCAGCGCGAUCUCAAGGACAGCAAGGCGUACAGGAACCGACGCAAGGUGGCUUUGGUGCAGGGCAUCAACCGGCCAUUCUUCCACAUCGACUUGACCAGUGCUCUGCAGAGUGCCCUGGCCAAUUAUGGCGAGGAGGAGCCCAUCAAGCCGGCUCAAGAUGUAUAG
Messenger RNA from Aspergillus steynii IBT 23096, 2529 nucleotides. Its product is annotated as SLC26/SulP family anion transporter. Lineage: Eukaryota; Fungi; Ascomycota; Eurotiomycetes; Eurotiales; Aspergillaceae. Gene Ontology annotation, cellular component: membrane. The coding region runs from base 1 to 2529 and encodes 842 amino acids. Gene Ontology annotation, biological process: transmembrane transport. The transcript has 3 exons. The record is from RefSeq and is a predicted model, not a curated record. Gene Ontology annotation, molecular function: secondary active sulfate transmembrane transporter activity.